Molecule: messenger RNA, 3816 nt
Organism: Nilaparvata lugens (brown planthopper)
Lineage: Eukaryota; Metazoa; Arthropoda; Insecta; Hemiptera; Delphacidae
Gene: okr
Product: DNA repair and recombination protein RAD54-like
Exons: 13
Coding region: 172-2625 (817 amino acids)
Biological process (GO): double-strand break repair via synthesis-dependent strand annealing; reciprocal meiotic recombination
Cellular component (GO): nucleus
Molecular function (GO): ATP binding; ATP-dependent chromatin remodeler activity; DNA translocase activity
Source: RefSeq, a predicted model, not a curated record
CUCCUAAAUAAAAUAAGAACUAAAAUGUCAAACAAACUAGAAGCAUGUAGAUUUGUUUUUAAUGUUUGUUACUUUUUAAUUUUCAUAAUUGCUUAAAAUUAUAAGAAUAACAUCGUUCUUAGUUGAUUAUUCAUGAUAUGAUUGAAUUAAUUGAAGAAUUUUCACGUGAAUAUGAGACGAAGUCUAGCACCAAGUCAGGUACUGAAGCGAAUCCAGCCCGACGAUGCUGAAGAUGCUCCUUCAUCUAAAAGAAGGUUAAAGAAGAACAGUUCAAAACCGAGUGAAAAGACUGUACUACCAGCACCUGUGAUUUUAAGUACUCCUGAGCAAAUUUCAGCACAUGAGGAGUUGAUAAGACAGCUGCUAUGUCGUCCGUUCCGAGUGCCGAUCGCCAACUACCAGGGGGGCUGCGGUCUGAAGGCGCUGGGUGUGCGUCGCGACGGCAUCAGACGUGCCCUCCACGACCCCACGGCGCCCAACGCGCUUGUACUCUACUGUCCCCCGCAGCUCAGCGAGCACGACAAACUCAAAAUGGAAAAAGAAAAAAUACUAGUGCAUGUUGUAGUCGAUCCAAUACUAUCCAACAUACUGAGGCCCCAUCAAAGAGAGGGUGUGAAAUUCAUGUACGAGUGCGUGACCGGACAACGCAUAGAGGACGCGUACGGCUGUAUCAUGGCUGACGAAAUGGGUCUGGGCAAGACGCUGCAAUGCAUCACGCUGAUGUGGACUCUGUUGAGGCAGGGACCCGACGCCAAGCCAACAAUUGAGAAGGCGGUCAUUGUGGCUCCCAGCUCUCUAGUCAGGAAUUGGUGCAACGAAAUCACGAAAUGGCUGGGAGGUCGAGUGAAUCCGCUGGCAAUAGACGGCGGAGGUAAAGAAGUCGUGGAGCGAAACUUGAACUCGUUCAUGCAGACCUACUCUAGGCGACCGGCCAAUCCAAUCCUAGUCAUUUCUUAUGAAACGUUCAGGAGCCACGCCAGCAUACUUCAUAAAGGCGAAGUGGGUCUGGUGCUUUGUGAUGAGGGGCAUCGGCUGAAGAAUUGCGAAAGUCAAACAUACGUGGCACUGACCGGCCUGAAAUGCCGGAGACGAGUUCUCCUGUCAGGCACUCCCAUUCAGAACGAUCUGCUCGAAUAUUUCAGUCUCGUGCACUUUGUUAACGAGGGAAUCCUCGGAACUGCUCAGGAGUUCCGCAAACACUACGAGACGCCGAUCCUGAAAGGACAGGACGCACUGGCGUCGGACGCAGAGCGCGCACGCGCACAAGAGCGCCUGGAACAGCUGAUUGGUCUGGUGAACCGCUGCCUGAUUCGGCGCACCUCGGCGCUCCUCUCCAAGUAUCUGCCUGUCAAGACGGAGCAGGUGGUCUGCGUCAACCUCUCACCUAUGCAGCGCAACAUCUACCUCCAGCUCAUAUCGUCUGACAACGUCAAGCGCACUAUCAAAGGUGAUGCAAAAGGAACGUUCAUGUCAGCUCUUUCUUCGAUAACGUAUUUGAAGAAAUUGUGCUGUCAUCCAGAUUUGGUUAUUGACAAAAUACUGGCUGGAACGGAUGGCUUUGAAAAUACCAAACAACAUUUACCUGCUGGAUAUGAGCAGUUGCAUAAAAAAGGUGUUCUCUCGGUUGAAUUGUCUCCGAAACUGAUGGUUCUAGACUGUAUGCUGGCUGUGAUCAAGACAACCACCACUGAUAAAGUGGUGUUGGUCUCCAACUAUACACAGACAUUGGACCUGUUCGAAAGGCUAUGUCGGAUGCGAAACUAUAACUAUGUGCGCCUCGAUGGAACUAUGACCAUUAAAAAACGAGCCAAGGUGGUGGAAGAGUUCAACAAGCCGGACAGCUCGGACUUUAUCUUCAUGCUGAGUUCGAAGGCGGGCGGCUGCGGCUUGAACCUGAUUGGCGCCAACCGGCUGGUCAUGUUCGACCCGGACUGGAAUCCGGCCAAUGACGACCAAGCCAUGGCCAGGGUGUGGCGUGACGGCCAGAAGAAGCCCUGUUUCGUGUACCGGCUGCUUUGUACAGGGACAAUAGAGGAGAAGAUGCUGCAACGGCAGGCGCACAAGAAGGCGCUCAGUUCGAGUGUGGUGGACUGCGAGGAGGAGGUGGCCAGACAUUUCAGCAUAGCGGAGUUGAGGAGUCUCUUUCAACUUGAGGAGAACACUGCCAGCGACACUCAUGACAAAAUCAAGUGCAAGCGCUGCGUGAACGGCAUCCAGGUGAAGCCUCCUCCGCCGGACAGUGAUUGCACUAAUGACUUCUCAUGUUGGCACCACUGCAGGGACAAGCGCUGGCUGGUCGAUCCCAUCCUCAAGCAGUGCUGGCCUGGAGGGGUGUCGUUCGUCUUCUACCAGCACUCGCAGAAGGCCCCUGAGGAGAGGAAGUGUGCGGCUGAGGAGAAGGAAACUGAUGAGAAAGAAGAGGAGGAAAAGGAAAGUGAGAAAGAAAACGUUGAGGAGGAAAGUGAGGCAGAGGAGAGUAGUGCGCAAGAGAGCAGCGCUGAGAGAGUAGUAGUGAAGAUGACUGAAGAUGGUCCAGUCAUUCAUAUGUGCGAUAUCUCAAAUGUGCAAGUGUUUGAACUUGUUGUUCGUGUUUAUUAUCUAAAAUUAUCUAAACACUUGAAAUAAUAUUUAUAUAUUGUCAUUUCAAAGCCAAAAUCCUAAACUUUCCUUUUACCUGUAAAACCUAAUUGAAAAAACCUCUUAGAUUAUGUUCAACUAUACAAAUUGAAAUCUCGCAGAUCUGAGGCACUCGCCACUAGAAGGUUGAAAUAGAAGAUAAAUAGAAAUUGAGAUGGUCGAAGGGAAAUAGAGUACUGCGCAUGCGUUCUGUUUCACUUGCUAUCCGUUUUGAUUAGCAGGCAGGGCAGCCAACCUGACGUCCUUUUCACUACCGGUAGCUGACCUUUUCCUCGUGUUUGAACCAUCUAUAGCAAGGUGAAAUGACUCACUGAUUAGGAAAUGUCACUCUGUUCUUUGGAAAUUAGAAAGAAAUUGAGUUGGAUAAUCAAUGAAACAAUUAUUGUCAGUUCUAGAAAUGAAAUCCAGGGCAAAUGUAGUGAAUUCAGUGCAGAAGAGGUUAGCGGUGAUGAUUGGGGAGGUGAAUCAUUGAUUAAAAAAAAUGAUACUGGUAGAAUAUGCCAUUCAGUUUCACAGAAACUAUUAAAAUCAAAAGAUUGAGACACAAAUAUUUUCGAUUCCAGGAAUGAAAUCAAGGAAAGCAAUUAAGACGAAAAAAGUGCUGAAGAUUCAUGAUGAUGAUGACUACGAAGGUGGAUUUAAUUACUGAUAUCAAUGAUAAACUGUCAAUUUCAAAAAUGAUUUUUGACAAUUUCAAAAGUUGAUGAGUAUUGAUGAUGAUGAUUAGGAAGGUGAAUUUAGUUACUAAUAUCAAUGAAAAAAUAUUGUCGAUUUCAUAAAUAUAAUAAUUGAGGAAAAAAUUGAUUAACGCUUAAUAACGAUUAGUUGGAUGAAUUUUAUUCAAUCAAAGCUGUAGUUUCUGAGUAUUGCUGUGCUCCAUUCAAUAGUUGAAAUUUAUUGAUAACCUGGACAUUAACUUGUGCGAAUCAUAAUUGAAAAAUAAUAGUUUAAUCGGAUUACUUUUUUCAGAGGAUGUAUUGAAAUAGUUAUUUUUUUAUCUUUGAAGCCUACUGUUUUUGUAUAUACUUUUCCAACAUCUACGUUAUGAAGAAGCGGUAUAAUAUCAAAUUAUGUUCUUGCAUUCCGAUGUAUAAAUUUAAAUUAUUUUAAUUUGUGUUUAUGUAAAUAAUUAAUGUAAUAUACCAAAUAUGAAGACCAAUAUAACUUACUAUUAAUUCC